This is a messenger RNA of Globicephala melas (long-finned pilot whale), 2060 nucleotides long. RefSeq names its product mex-3 RNA binding family member D (gene MEX3D). The record is from RefSeq and is a predicted model, not a curated record. Lineage: Eukaryota; Metazoa; Chordata; Mammalia; Artiodactyla; Delphinidae. Gene Ontology annotation, molecular function: RNA binding.
AUGCCCAGCUCCACCGGACAGCCCGACGGCGGCGGGGGCAAGCGCAGCGGCGGACCCGGGGCGGCGGUCGGGGGGGACCCCAGCCCGGGCCCCCCGCCGCCGCCGCCGCCGCCGCCGCCGCCGCCGCCCCCGCCCGAGGGCGCCGAGGAGGCCGCGCCUGCGCCCCGGCCGCCGCCCGAGCCCGACGACGCGGCCGCCGCGCUGCGCUUGGCCCUGGACCAGCUCUCAGGGCUCGGUCUGGGGGGCGCGGGCGACCAGGACGGGGAGGGGGCGGCCGCGGGCGGCGGGGACGGAGCGGUGGCGGCGGCGCGAGGCGCAGACUGCGGGGCCGCGGCGGAGCCCGCGCCCCCCGACGGGCCCGAGGCGGGCGCGCCCGGGGUGGCCGUGGCCCCCGGCCCGCUGCCGUUGCUGGAGCCCGACGUGAGCCCCCCGCCGCCGCCUCGGCCAUCGCCGCCCGACGUGUUCGCGGGCUUCGCGCCCCACCCCGCGGCCCUGGGUCCCCCGACGCUGCUGGCCGAGCAGAUGAGCGUGAUCGGCAGCCGCAAGAAGAGCGUGAACAUGACCGAGUGCGUGCCCGUGCCCAGCUCCGAGCACGUCGCCGAGAUCGUGGGUCGCCAGGGGUGCAAGAUCAAGGCUCUGCGCGCCAAGACGAACACGUACAUCAAGACACCGGUGCGUGGGGAGGAGCCGGUCUUUAUCGUGACCGGCCGCAAAGAGGACGUGGAGAUGGCCAAGCGUGAGAUCCUGUCGGCCGCCGAGCACUUCUCCGUGAUCCGCGCCACGCGCAGCAAGGCAGGCGGGCUGCCCGGUACCGCGCAGGGCCCGCCCAACCUGCCGGGACAGACCACCAUCCAGGUGCGCGUGCCCUACCGCGUGGUGGGGCUGGUGGUGGGCCCCAAGGGCGCCACCAUCAAGCGCAUCCAGCAGCGGACGCACACGUACAUCGUGACGCCCGGGCGCGACAAGGAGCCGGUGUUCGCUGUGACGGGCAUGCCCGAGAACGUGGACCGGGCGCGCGAGGAGAUCGAGGCCCACAUCACGCUGCGCACGGGAGCCUUCGCUGACACCGGCCCCGACAGCGACUUCCACUCCAACGGCACCGACGUCUGUCUGGACCUGCUCGGGGCAGCCGCGGGCCUCUGGGCCAAGGCCCCCAACCCGGGCCGCCGGCCCCCCGCGCCCACGGCCAGCCUCCGGGGGGACGCUGCUCUGGGCACCCCGGGGGGCCCCGAGGCCUUCUAUGCGGGCGGCCGAGGGGGGCCGACCAUGCCGGUGCCGGAUGCGGACCCCACCAGCCCCUACGGCGCCUCGGGCAACGGAGGCUUCACCUUCGGUGGGGACGGUCCGGGGGCCCCCGCGGGGCCACCCGCCCCCGAGGACUGCGACUUCGGCUUCGACUUCCUGGCGCUGGACCUGACCGUACCCACCGCGGCCACCAUCUGGGCGCCCUUUGAGCGGGCCCCGCCCCUGCCCGCCUUCAGUGGCUGCGCCGCCGUCAACGGGGCCCCCGCGCCACCCGCCGCGGGCGCCCGGCGCAGCAGCGGGGCUGGCACACCACGACACUCGCCCACGCUGCCCGAGCCCGGCGGCCUGAGCCUGGAGCUCCCGCUGGCCCGCCGCGCUGCGCCCGACCCGGUGGGCGCCCUGCCCUGGCGGCCCCCGCAGGGCUCCCUGGCAUCCUUCUCGAGCAGCGCCAGCUUCUCCACGGCCACCUCGCUGCCCGGCAGCUCCUCGGCCUCCUCGUGCUCUGCGCUGGACUCGAGCGCCUCGGAGAGUGGCCGCAAGCCCCAGGCGGCCCCGGCCCCCAACGCCCCCGCCUCCGCGGCUCUGGCGCGGGAGUGCGUUGUGUGUGCAGAGGGUGAGGUGAUGGCCGCGCUGGUGCCCUGCGGCCACAACCUCUUCUGCAUGGACUGCGCCGUCCGCAUCUGCGGCAAGAGCGAGCCCGAGUGCCCAGCCUGCCGCACACCUGCCACCCAGGCCAUUCAUAUCUUUUCCUAGCCGGUCACCUCGCCGCGCCCGCGGCCCUCAGGGCCCGUCCACGGACGCGGGGUGGGUGCUCA